Messenger RNA from Engraulis encrasicolus (European anchovy), 6285 nucleotides. Its product is annotated as laminin subunit beta-1-like. The transcript is spliced from 34 exons. Bases 137 to 5452 code for a protein of 1771 amino acids. The record is from RefSeq and is a predicted model, not a curated record. Lineage: Eukaryota; Metazoa; Chordata; Actinopteri; Clupeiformes; Engraulidae. Gene Ontology annotation, biological process: tissue development; animal organ morphogenesis.
GGGUCCCAUCGUAGCUCGAGCGCUGUGGGAUGGGACUUGGCUUCUUCAGGGGGAGCUGAAGGCAGACUAGCGCGCGCGCACGCACGGAUUUGUAGCCUGCUGACAGUCUCUGUCUGAAGUGAUAAAUGUUUAAGCAAUGAGAAUGUUCGUGUUUUUAAUGGCGGCGUGUUUGGCCCUCGGGUCACACGCCCAGCAGCAGUUGGUGGACUUGGAGGUCCCCGGAUUCGGUGACGUUUGCUCGCAAGGGAGCUGCUACCCCGCCACAGGUGACCUGCUAAUCGGCAGAGCUCACCGACUGAGCGCCUCGUCCACCUGUGGCCUCAACGGGCCAGAGCGCUACUGCAUUUUGAGCCAUUUGGCGGAGGACGAGAGCUGUAAAGUGUGUGACUCGAGGCAGAAGUAUCACGAGCGCUACCACCAGGACAGCCACACCAUCGAUAACGUGGUCGCCACAUUCACACCCAACCGGCUCAUCACUUGGUGGCAGUCCCAGAACGGCCUUGAGAAUGUGACCAUUCAGCUGGACUUGGAGGCGGAGUUCCACUUCACACAUCUCAUCAUGACCUUCAAGACGUUCCGACCCGCCGCCAUGGUGAUCGAGCGUUCCAUGGACAACGGCCGGAGCUGGCAGGUGUACCGUUACUAUGCCUACAACUGCACCAGCACCUUCCCUGGCGUCCCUGAGGGACCAAUCAGGAGGGUGGAUGACAUCAUCUGUGACACACGCUACUCCGAUGUCGAGCCCUCCACCCAAGGAGAGGUGAUCUUCAGAGUUCUGGAUCCAGCCUUUGACAUUCCUGACCCCUACAGCAUUCAAAUUCAAAACCUGUUGAAGAUCACUAAUCUGCGUAUCCGCAUGUUGAAGCUGCACACGCUGGGCGACAACCUUCUGGAUAUUCGCGAGGAGGUCAGCCAGAAAUAUUACUACGCCCUCUACGACAUGGUCGUCCGCGGCAACUGCUUCUGCUACGGACACGCCUCCAAGUGCGCGCCCUCCGACCGCGGGGAGGGAGUGGCCGAGGGCAUGGUUCAUGGCCACUGCAUGUGUAACCACUACACGGCGGGUCUGAACUGUGAGAAGUGUCAGGAGUUCUACCAAGACCAUCCCUGGAGACCAGCCCUGGGGCUCAACACCAACGCCUGCAAGAGAUGUGAGUGUAACCAGCAUGCGUACGCCUGCCAUUUUGACAUGGCCGUGUACCUGUCGUCGGGUAACGUGAGCGGGGGCGUGUGUGACGACUGUCAGCACAACACCAUGGGCCGCCAGUGCCACCAGUGCAAACCCUUCUACUACCAGCACCCCGAGCGAGACAUCCGCGACCCCAACGUAUGCGAACCGUGCAGCUGUGAUCCGCGUGGUUCCCUGAACGGGGGUCUGUGUGACGCGGAGACGGAUGUGGUGAGUGGCAGGAUCGCUGGCCAGUGCCGCUGCAAAGCCAACGUGGAGGGAGAGAGAUGCGACCAGUGCAGACCCGGACACCACGGCCUCAGCAACACUGAGGAGGGAUGCCAGCCAUGCACCUGUAACCAGCAGGGGACGGUUCCCGGGGCCAACAAGUGUGACACCAACUCCGGCCACUGCUACUGCAAACGCCUGGUCAUGGGCAUGAACUGCGAUAAGUGCCGGCCUGAACACUGGGGACUUGGCAAUGACAUGGAUGGUUGCAGGCCGUGCGAUUGCGACCAGGGCGGGGCUGUCAACAACAUCUGUGACCCUCACACAGGUCAGUGUGUGUGUCGUGAGCACAUGUUUGGUCAGCGCUGUGAUCAGAUCGAGUCGGGCUACUACUUUGUCUCCAUGGACUAUUACACCUUCGAGGCAGAGGAGGCCAAGUUUGGACCGGGUGUCAGUGUGAUCCAGAGGCCCUUCCCAUUGGACCGUGAGCCGACCUGGACAGGCGUGGGAUUCGCCAAGGUCCCAGAGGGGGAGGAGCUUGAGUUUACCAUCAACAACAUCCCACAGUCCAUGGAGUACGACGUACUCAUACGUUACGAACCACAGUUACCGGCGGAGUGGGAGCAGGCGUCUGUGCGAAUGGAGCGACCGAGAGUGGUGGGGGGGAGCUGUGCAGGGGGGGGCUCCACUGACAACCAGGCCGUCUCAAUGCCUCCUGGAUCAAGGUACGUGUCUCUGCCGUGGCCCGUGUGCUUUGAGAAAGGCCAGAACUACACCCUCCGCCUCAGCCUGCCCUACUACUCCUCAACCAGCGACCACCACGCUCCAUUCAUCUUCAUAGACUCAAUCGUGCUGAUGCCGCAUGUGCGUUCCCUGGACAUGUUUUCGGAGUCUCAGGUGGACUGGGACACGUUUGAGCGCUACCGCUGCCAAGAGCGCAGCCAGAGCGUCGUCAAGUCCCAGAUGACACACAUCUGCAGAGACUACAUCUUCAGCAUGUCUGCACUAUUACACCAGGGAGCUAUGAAGUGUGUGUGUGACCCUCUGGGUUCGCGCAGCACGGUGUGUGACCCUAACGGUGGCCAGUGUCAGUGCCGCUCCAACGUCAUGGGCAGGAGCUGCGACAGAUGUGUCCCCUCCCACUUCCUCUACCCCUCCUGCAGACCGUGCGAGUGUGACCCGGUGGGCUCGGAGAGUGCGUUCUGCGAGGACGCCACGGGCCAGUGCAGCUGCCUGCCGGGGGUGUACGGACGCCAGUGUGCCCACUGCCUGCCCAGCCACUGGGGCUUCCCCCACUGCCAGCCCUGCCACUGCAACGGCCACAGCCAGUUCUGCCACCCGACCACCGGGGAGUGCCAGGGGUGCAGGGGCAACACGGCCGGGCACAACUGUGAGAGGUGUGAGGAUGGUUUCUAUGGCAGUGCGUUGUUGGAGUCUGGGGGCCAGUGUAAGGCGUGCAUGUGUCCCGAGGGGCCCGGCAGCAGGAGGCAGUUCGCAGUGGGCUGCUACCAGGACCCUUACAACCAACAGGUCACCUGCGUCUGCAGUCCAGGAUACACCGGCCCGAGGUGUGAGCAGUGUGCCCCAGGUCACUAUGGUAACCCUGAGUCGCAGGGCGGCCAGUGCUUCCCGUGCGAGUGCAGUGGCAACAUCGACCUGCUGGACCCCGGAUCCUGCGACGCGCGGACCGGAGCCUGCCUCAAGUGUCUCUACUACACGGAAGGCAGUGCAUGCCAGUACUGCAAGAGAGGCUACUACGGGGACGCACGCACACAGGACUGCAGGAAGUGCAUGUGUAACGAGCGUGGCACCAGCAGGGAUGGCUGUGAAGGUGGCGAGUGUGUGUGUGAGGAGCUCACGGGGCAGUGCCCGUGCCUGCCUGGCGUGGAGGGCCAGCACUGCGACCAGUGUGAAGUGGACUACUGGAACUACGACAGUGGAGAGGGCUGCCAGGCCUGCCAAUGCCACCCUGUACACUCCUAUGGGUCAUCGUGCGACCAGCUGACGGGCCAGUGUGUGUGUAAGCCAGGCUUCGGAGGGCGGACCUGUGAGGACUGCAGAGAACUAUUCUGGGGCAACCCUGAGGUCCAGUGUCACGCGUGCGACUGUGACCCUCGCGGCAUCGCGUCGGAGCAGUGCAACAGGCGUACGGGCCACUGCACGUGUUUGGAGAGCUACGCGGGCCCUCGCUGUGACAGCUGCGCACGCGGCUACCGUGGCCAGUUCCCCGACUGCGUCCGCUGCCACCAGUGCUUCAGCGAAUGGGACCUGACGGUGGGAGAGUUGACCAAUCAAACGCAGCGGCUGCUGGACACCAUUGAGGAGGCCCAGGUGGGUGGGGUUGUGGCGCCGUACAAGGAUUUGAUUGACAACAUGGAGCAGAGUGCCACAGAGCUGCGGAAGAUUCUAGAAGACGACCGAGUGUCGGAGCCUCAGGAGCAGACACAGAAACUACUGCAGGAUGCCAGGGACGUGGUGGUGCACCUGACGCGCUCCCUGAACGUGAGCGAGAUGACGCUGGACACGGUGGCGGAGGAGCACAACCGGACGCAGGCCAAGAUGGCCGCCCUGGAGAAGGAGGCCGAGAGGCUACAGCAGACCGUGAGGGACACACAGGACCAGGUGGAGCGCAUCAAGAACUCCAACAUCAGAGGUGCUUCUGACAGCAUCUCUAAGUACUAUCAGCAGUCUGUGGAGGCGGAGGCGCAGGCCAACAGCGCCACCUCUGGGCCGCAGAGCACCGUGGACCAGUCGGCCACGCUACGGCAAGCCACGGAGGACAUGAUGAACCGCACCAAGGCCGACUUUGACAAGAGCCAGAAGCGGCAGGCCAAGCAGCUGGAGGAGCUGGGCAAGGAGAUCGAGAACCUCGACCUAUCAGCACUCGGCCUGGCGGCGUGUGGCGCUGAGGACAGCAGCUGUGGCCAGUGCGGGGGUCUGGGGUGCGUUUCUGAGGACGGAGCGCCACACUGUGGCGGGGAGGAGUGUGGCGACGCCAUCUCCACGGCUCGCCAGGGCAUGACCACCGCCAAGAACUUCGACAAGGAGAUCGUCAAAGCCCUGCAGGAGGUGGACAAGCUCAACAGGAUGGUAUCGGAGGCCCGUGGUCGGGCAGACGUGGCCAAGCUGAACGCUGAGGAUAUCCUGCUGAAAGCCAAUCAGAGCAAAGAGAGGGUGGAGCUAAACAACCAGGAGCUGCGGCAGCUCAUACAGCAAAUUCGGGACUUCCUGAAUAACAGUACAGACCUGAACACCAUCGAGGCGUUGUCCAAUGAGGUGCUGGCCAUGAGCAUGCCCGCGUCGCCGGGGCAACUGGAGGAGCUGGCCUCGGAGAUCCGGGAGCGCGUCAAGAGCCUGACGGGAGUGGAGGACAUCCUGGCACACAGCCAUGAGGAUAUUACACGCGCCCGCACGCUGCUCAACAACGCCAAGACCUCCAGUGAGCAGGCCACUGCCAUGAAGAGUGAAGCGGACAUGCUGAACCAGUGGCUGAACCAGACGGAGGCCAGCCAGGAGGCGGGGCAGGACGCCAUCAAACAGGCAGAGGGGGACAUCAAGACAACACGAGACCUGCAGGCCACGCUGGACUCUGAGACGGCGUCGGCGGAGCUGAAGCUGAACAACGGCACGGCGCGUCUGACGGGGAUGGAGCGAGACCUGCGAGAGAUCAACGCCAAGAACCAGGAGACCGCCAACACCGCCAAGCACACGCAGCGGAACGCAGACUACCUGCAGCAGCAAGUGGAACAGACCAAACAUGAGCUGGACUCCGAGGUCCUGAAUCGCUAUGCCACCAUGGAGAGUGUGAUGGAGCAGAAGGCUGGUACUGUGAUCGAGGGCAGACGCAGAGCUAAAGAGCUGCACGAAGAGGCCAAGCACAUGCUGGACCACGCUGUAGCAUCGCUGCAGAAACUCAGAGAGCUGGAGCGGUCAUAUGUUGUCAACCAGCAAACUUUGGAAGAAAAAGCAGAAAUCCUGGAGAGGCUGGAAAAAGAAGCCCGCGAAAUACUUAAGGAAAUCAGCUACAAAGUGUCGGUCUACAGUACCUGCUUGUAACCAUGGGAACCAUCCAACCAUUUCACCCAUCACUCAGCCUAACAUGCCGGCCCUGUAAAAGUUUCUAAAAAUUAUGACUUGUGACAAUCAGAUUGGGAGCUCACAAAUGGAACCAAUGUACAAGCUCGAUAUGGCAUAUGUCUCUGACAUCUGUAUAGUCAUUUGUAUUUAAGAAAAAGAAAGAAAAAAACACAUCACCAAGCCAUAUGUUUUUUUUUAAAUCAAAUAUUUUUUGUUUAAUAUUGUAUACUAUGCACUGUAUUUUUUUUAAACUGACAUCCAAAACUAAAAAUAUAUGAUGACUGAUGAGUCUUAUUUUUUGACAUUUUAAUUAAAGCAUUCCCCCUUACAUACCGGCUAUGACUCACGAGUGUUUCUCAUGUCAGGUUGGGUGUGUCUGAAAGACUGACUCACUUGGUCUGUUUUUUUUUUAUUCUAUGGCUCAAAGUUUCUGGCUGAAGUGUAGGGGCAGUGAGGCAGAAAACAGAGUGGCUACUCCAAGAACUGGUUACGUCCAGUGAAGCUCCCCAUUGAUAUAAGUUCAGUUCAGCUCACUUUCAGGCAAGAUACUUGAAAGCUGUAAAUUGGUCACCACCUAGUGGCCAUAGACAUCAACUACAAACACAACAAAUGCAGGACAUAGUCAAGGCUGUUGUAGUCAAAACAUUGUCCAGUAUAUUUGAUUUUAAUAUAUUGGUUAUACAGUAAUUAGAUAGUUUAACAAACUGUGCAUUAUUAUAUAUUUGCACAAUAGUACAGACAGUGUACAUAAAGCAUUAUAUGUUGAUGUAUGUACUAAAUACUAGAUAAAAUAAACUGAUGUUACCCUGUGA